CGGCUCCUCCUCCCGCAGCCGCAUCUGGGGCGCCGCGCCGGCCGGAGGAGAGGCAUGGGGCGCCCGCGGGCCGGGGCCGGGGCGGGGGCUGGGGCCUAGGCGCGCGGACCUGCGAGCAGACCCGAGAGGCGGCGGCGGCGGCGGCGGCGGCGCAGCGGAGCGGCCAAACGGGCCGGAGGCGGCCGAAGCGCCCGGCGCAGGCACCCGUGCCUCACCUCUGCCAGGAACCUUGGGGCCCUGUGUGUGACCUGGACCUGGUGACCCCCGGGCGGUGGCAGAGCCCCUGUCCCGAGCUGCUUCCUGCCGGCACCUCUGAUCGAGUGCCUAGAGGGAUGUGUGUGCCAGCCCUCGGUCCAGUGCCCGCGCCUGAGCUGAUGCCUGCUGGGCCCCGACAGCUUGCUGUGUUUCCUGUGCUCAUAGCUCCCUGGUUGGAUAGCUGCCGCCCGGGAGAGGCGACCCGGGCGCCCUGCUAGGGUGACGGCCCCUGCCCUCGGCCCGGGAUCAUGAAAGGCCUCGGUGACAGCCGCCCCCGCCACCUCUCCGACAGCCUAGACCCACCCCACGAGCCCCUGUUUGCAGGGACCGACCGCAACCCCUACCUGCUGUCGCCCACGGAGGCCUUUGCCCGCGAGGCCCGCUUCCCUGGGCAGAACACCCUGCCGGGGGAUGGCCUCUUUCCCCUCAACAACCAGCUGCCCCCGCCCAGCAGCACCUUUCCCCGCAUCCACUACAACUCCCACUUCGAGGUGCCAGAGGAGAGCCCCUUCCCCAGCCAUGCUCAGGCCACCAAGAUCAACCGGCUGCCCGCCAACCUCCUGGACCAGUUUGAGAAGCAGCUGCCCAUCCAUCGUGAUGGCUUCAGCACCCUCCAGUUCCCCCGUGGUGAGGCCAAGGCCCGUGGUGAGAGCCCUGGCCGCAUCCGCCACCUGGUCCACUCAGUCCAGCGGCUUUUCUUCACCAAGGCACCCUCACUGGAGGGCACAGCGGGCAAGGUCGGUGGCAAUGGCAGCAAGAAGGGUGGCAUGGAGGACGGCAAGGGCCGGAGGGCCAAAAGCAAGGAGCGGGCCAAGGCUGGGGAGCCCAAACGCCGCAGCCGCUCCAACAUCUCAGGCUGGUGGAGCUCCGAUGACAACUUGGACGGUGAGGCCGGCGCCUUCCGCAGCAGUGGCCCAGCCUCCGGGCUGAUGACACUAGGCCGCCAGGCAGAACGCAGCCAGCCACGCUACUUCAUGCACGCCUACAACACCAUCAGUGGGCACAUGCUCAAAGCCACCAAGAACAACGCUACCGAGCUGACCGCCCCACCACCCCCGCCCGCACCCCCAGCCACCUGCCCCAGCCUUGGGGUGGGCACUGACACCAACUACGUCAAACGAGGCUCCUGGUCCACUCUGACACUCAGCCACGCCCACGAGGUCUGCCAGAAGACCUCGGCCACCUUGGAUAAGAGCCUGCUCAAGUCCAAAUCCUGCCACCAGGGUCUAGCCUACCAUUACCUGCAGGUACCCGGCGGCGGCGGCGAGUGGAGCACGACGCUGCUGUCCCCACGCGAGACGGAUGCCGCGGCCGAGGGCCCCAUCCCGUGCCGGCGCAUGCGCAGCGGCAGCUACAUCAAGGCCAUGGGCGACGAGGACAGCGACGAGUCCGGCGGCAGCCCCAAGCCCUCACCCAAGACCGCGGCGCGGCGCCAGAGCUAUCUGAGGGCCACGCAGCAGUCGCUGGGAGAGCAGAGCAACCCGCGCAGGAGUCUGGACCGCCUGGAUUCAGUGGACAUGCUGCUGCCCUCCAAGUGUCCAAGCUGGGAAGAGGACUACACCCCUGUCAGCGACAGCCUCAAUGACUCCAGCUGCAUCAGUCAGAUUUUUGGACAGGCCUCCCUGAUCCCCCAGUUGUUUGGCCAUGAGCAGCAGGUACGGGAGGCAGAGCUGAGUGAUCAGUAUGAGGCAGCCUGCGAGUCAGCCUGCAGUGAAGCAGAGUCCACAGCGGCAGAGACGCUUGACUUGCCACUGCCCAGCUACUUCCGCUCCCGCAGCCACAGCUACCUGCGUGCCAUCCAGGCAGGCUGCUCGCAGGAGGAAGACAGUGUCUCCCUGCAGUCCCUCUCCCCACCGCCCAGUACUGGCAGCCUCAGCAAUAGUCGCACGCUUCCAAGUUCAUCAUGCCUAGUGGCGUAUAAGAAGACCCCGCCACCGGUCCCUCCACGCACCACUUCAAAGCCGUUCAUCUCAGUCACAGUCCAGAGCAGUACUGAGUCUGCCCAGGACACCUACCUGGACAGCCAGGACCACAAGAGUGAGGUGACUAGCCAGUCGGGCCUGAGCAACUCAUCAGACAGCCUGGACAGCAGUACCCGACCGCCCAGCGUGACACGCGGUGGAGUCGCCCCAGCCCCUGAAGCCCCAGAGCCACCCCCAAAACAUGCAUCUCUGAAAAGUGAACAAGGGACGCUGACCAGCUCUGAGUCCCACCCCGAGGCCGCCCCCAAAAGGAAACUGUCAUCAAUAGGAAUACAAGAGAGGACUAGAAGGAACGGUUCCCACCUCUCGGAGGACAACGGACCCAAAGCGAUCGAUGUGAUGGCACCCUCCUCAGAAAGCAGCGUCCCCUCUCACAGUAUGUCCUCCCGACGGGACACAGACUCGGAUACCCAGGAUGCCAAUGACUCAAGCUGUAAGUCAUCUGAGAGGAGCCUCCCGGACUGUACCCCUCACCCCAACUCCAUCAGCAUCGAUGCCGGUCCCCGGCAGGCCCCCAAGAUUGCCCAGAUCAAGCGCAACCUCUCCUAUGGAGACAACAGCGACCCUGCCCUAGAGGCGUCCUCGCUGCCCCCACCCGACCCCUGGCUUGAGACCUCCUCCAGCUCCCCAGCAGAGCCAGCACAGCCAGGGGCCUGCCGCCGAGACGGCUACUGGUUCCUAAAGCUACUGCAGGCAGAAACGGAGCGACUAGAAGGCUGGUGCUGCCAGAUGGACAAGGAGACCAAAGAGAACAACCUCUCUGAAGAAGUCUUAGGAAAAGUCCUCAGUGCGGUGGGCAGUGCCCAGCUACUGAUGUCCCAGAAAUUCCAGCAGUUCCGGGGCCUCUGUGAGCAAAACUUGAACCCUGAUGCCAACCCACGCCCCACAGCCCAGGACCUGGCAGGGUUCUGGGACCUGCUACAGCUGUCCAUCGAGGACAUCAGCAUGAAGUUCGAUGAACUCUACCACCUCAAGGCCAACAGCUGGCAGCUGGUGGAGACCCCCGAGAAGAGGAAGGAAGAGAAGAAACCACCCCCUCCGGUCCCGAAGAAGCCAGCCAAAUCCAAGCCGGCAGUGAGCCGCGACAAGGCCUCAGACGCCAGCGACAAGCAGCGCCAGGAGGCCCGCAAGAGACUCCUGGCGGCGAAGCGGGCAGCUUCUGUGCGGCAGAACUCAGCCACCGAGAGCGCAGACAGCAUCGAGAUUUAUGUCCCGGAGGCCCAGACCAGGCUCUGAGACCAUGCAGGAGGAAAGAAAUGAUUUUAAAUCAUUAAAACCACAAAAACUAAGUGCGAAUGGAACAGUUUUCUCAACCUUUGCUAUGGUUAUUCUGUCUAGAGACCCUGAGCCAACUUUCAAAUUGACGCAUACAAGGGCUCACAUUUGGCUUUUUUGGGUCCCUCCCAGCUUUAGGUUAUGAAAAUUUUACUCACAAAAAAAUCAACAAAAAUCACGAAACUAGAAAACUUUUUUUUCCUCUUGCUGGCCGUGGUGGACUAGAUAGAUGGACGUCGGCAACUCCCGGCCCAGCCUCCAGACUGCGGUCUUUUUACUCCUUCUAUCUGACGAGAACUCACACUAGCUUGUUUACAAGAUGACGACAGUCCGAGGGCAGCCUUGGGCACCUGCCAUGUUCCCUCCUCCUUUCCCCGGCUACCCCCUGCUCUGACCUUGGAUUUUCAUUCUUAUGUUUUUCUCUUUUCCCUUCAGAGCUCACACAGUGGUCACCAUUGUGGCAAGCGGCUUUCUGGGUCUCAGCCCUCUCUGCGGUUUGAGGGCCCAGAGGACAGAGAGAUGGACACGCGUCCCCUCCCUCCCCCCGCCAAGUGCUCACACACAACCUCACACGCGCGCACACACACGCAGAUGGAGGCGCCUCACUGGGAGGUGCCCCGCCAGCCCUGGGCAGUGUCAGGCAGGACUCACCACUGAGCAGAUGAGGGAGGUUUUAGUCUUGGAGGGGGAAAUGAGACGAAGCCACAGUUAUCACACUCCAGACUCCCGCCUUUUUAUUCUCUCCAGCCCCUUCUUCCUUCAGCAAAAUCUGGGACUCAGAGUGGCUUCCAAGGGGCUGUCUGUCCUCAGCCGCGCCUGUGUCUGGUGCCCGAGGGGCGGGCGGCGGUGUCUGUAUGUAUGUGUACAUAUGCACAUAGACCUUAGAGUGUAUAUUUAACAAACGCCCAUCUGCUCACCCAUGCCCACCCAGCGCCGCCGCCGCUGGCUCUCGGGGCACCUGGCAGGAGGCGGGUGUGUGAAUAGCAUAUAUUUUUACAUGUACUAUAUCUAGGUGUGUGUACAAGUGUGUGUAAAAAUACAUACCUUGUGUGUAAGCAGCCCUCUUUUAUUUUCGGUCUCUACCCCCUCCCCCCUACUCCCAAGGGCCCAUCUGCCCAGUCUCUGAGUUUUCUUUUUUUUUUUUUUAACCCCAAUUAUCCUUCUCUCUCUCCUGCCCCCCAAUCCCACUCCCAGGGUGUCACGAGCCCUGAGCUGCAAUGGCCUGGGCCUGCAGGGCAGGGUGGGGGAGGGCAGGGGCUCAGCCCCGAAGCCAGCUCAGUACCCGAGGGGCUGCUCUACGCUGUGUAUGCGCCUCUCUGGCAUCCGAGACAUCCUCUUGGCUGGCGCUUGCUGCAGGGGGGACUCCCCCAGGUGAACCAAGGGCCUGCUCCGGGGCCCAUUUCCAGCUUGGCCGCCGUCUGUGACCUUGGGCAAGUCACUUGACCUCUGUGUGCCUCAACUUCCUCCUCUGUAAAACGGGGACAGUCCCUGCCCCUCCCUACCUCACAGGCAUGUUGUGAGAAUAAAUGAGGUAACGUGUA
This is a messenger RNA of Cercocebus atys (sooty mangabey), 5053 nucleotides long. RefSeq names its product discs, large (Drosophila) homolog-associated protein 4 (gene DLGAP4). The record is from RefSeq and is a predicted model, not a curated record. Gene Ontology annotation, cellular component: postsynaptic specialization; glutamatergic synapse. Lineage: Eukaryota; Metazoa; Chordata; Mammalia; Primates; Cercopithecidae. Gene Ontology annotation, molecular function: molecular adaptor activity. The transcript is spliced from 13 exons. Bases 504 to 3473 code for a protein of 989 amino acids. Gene Ontology annotation, biological process: signaling.